Messenger RNA from Closterium sp. NIES-65, 3867 nucleotides. The record is from the annotation of a GenBank genome assembly. NCBI's taxonomy places the organism in Eukaryota, Viridiplantae, Streptophyta, Zygnematophyceae, Desmidiales, Closteriaceae.
AUGUCCGCCGCAGCCGACGGCGGCGACGCCGCCGCCGCCGCUGUGCUGCCACCUGUCAUCCGGCGGUUGGACGAGGCGGUGGUGAACCGCAUCGCGGCGGGCGAGGUGAUCCAACGGCCGGCGUCGGCCGUGAAGGAGCUGGUGGAGAACAGCCUGGACGCGCGCGCGCGGAGCGUGGGCGUGGUGGUGAAGGACGGCGGGCUCAAGAUGAUGCUCAUCACGGACGACGGCCAUGGCAUCCGCCCGGAGGACCUACCGAUCCUGUGUGAGCGGCACACGACAUCGAAGCUGAGGGCGUUUGAGGAUCUGGAGAGCAUGGCCACGCUGGGCUUCCGCGGGGAGGCCCUCGCCAGCCUCACCUUUGUCUCGCACCUCACCGUCACCACCAUGACCGCUGGCCAGACGCACGGCUUCAGGGCACAGUACCGAGACGGUGAACUGGAGGGGCCCCCAGUGGCGUGUGCGGCGGUGCAGGGCACGCAGGUGGUGGUGGACGACCUGUUCUUCAACGUGCCUGCGCGGCGCAAGGCCUUCCGCAGCCACAGCGAGGAGUACGCGCGCAUCCUCGACGUGCUCAGCCGCUUUGCUAUACACAACUAUGACGUGUGCUUCUCCUGCAAGAAGUACGGUGAGGCACGCACCGACCUCUUCACUCCUGGUGCUCCCAAGCAGGAAGCAAGGGCAGGUGGGAAGAAACGGCGGAGAGGGAAAGAUAAUGGAAAGGGCUUGGGCGUGGAGAGCAGUGCUGAAGGGAGAGCUGAAGGGGGUGGCGAGGCAGGGGAGGGGGAGCGGACAGAAGGAAAGGAAGAGGCGAUGGAGAAGGGGGAGGAGGAGACGGAGGAUGAUGAAGAGGAUGAGGAGGAGGCGGAGGCAGAGCGCAGGAGGAGACAAGUGGAGGCGGUGCGAGCUGUGUAUGGCGCUGCUGUGGCCCGCGACCUCAUUCCCAUUGCGGCCAGGCGCGGGGGAUGGGGGGAGAAAGAGGGCGCUCGGGGAGAGGGAGAGGGGGUGGGGGAGGGAGAAGGCGAAGGUGGGGAAGGUGGUGGGAGUGACGACGGGGGCAGAGGCGACGGCGUGCAGUUCUCGAUGAGGGGGUUGAUCUCGUCGGCGAAUUAUAGUGCCAAGAAGACCACGAUGGUGCUCUUUAUCAACAACCGACUGGUGGAGUGUUCACCACUGCGCAAGGCGUGUGAGGCCACGUAUGCAGCCAUCCUGCCCAAGGCGGCGCGCCCCUUCCUCUACCUCGCUCUCUCCCUGCCGCCCCACCACGUGGACGUCAACGUGCACCCCACCAAGCGAGAGGUACCGCCUCCUACGACUGUGUCACCACAUGCAGGCGAUGGUUUGACUGUUCACCCGCCUUCCUCUGCCGUUCACCCUCAUUUCCCUGCCGCCGCACCACGUGGACGUCAACGUUCACCCCACCAAGCGAGAGGUGCCCUCCCGUUCCUCUGCUCUCCACUCCUCUUGCCUUUGCCACCCACCCUCUUCCUCUGCCGCCCACUCCCCUUCCUCUGCCGCCCACUCCCCUUCCUCUGCCGCCCACUCCCCUUCCUCUGCCGCCCACUCCCCUUCCUCUGCCGCCCACUCCCCUUCCUCUGCCGCCCACUCCCCUUCCUCUGCCGCCCACUCCCCUUCCUGCCGCCCACUCCCCUUCCUCUGCCGCCCACUCCCCUUCCUCUGCCGCCCACUCCCCUUCCUCUGCCGCCCACUCCCCUUCCUCUGCCGCCCACUCCCCUUCCUCUGCCGUCUACCCCCAUCUUCUGCCACCAAGACGAGGUGGUGGCAGCGGUGCAGCACGCAGUGCAGCAAGCCAUCCUCUCCUCCAACCACACACGAACCUUCUACACCCACUCCAACCUCCUCGCCGCCUCCACCCCUCCCCUCAAACCCCCUGCCGGUGCUGCUGCUGACCCGUCCAGCCCAGCUGCAGCAGCCUCCUCGCCUGCCACCAAGCCCCGGCCCCCCAAGCACGCCUCGCCCGCUUCCUCCAACCGUCCCUACAAGCCUUUUGUGCCAGUCCAUCUCUCCAUCGGCCAUCUGCCUGCCGAAGCCCCUUCCCCACUUGCACCAAUGCCACAAGCCCAGCCAGUCUGGCUCCCCGUGUUACCUUGUUGCCGUGUCACCUUACCAGCAUCCCUGAGGCCGCCAGAGCAUCGUCUCGUGCGCACGGAUGCACGAAUCCCAGCAGGCCGCCUCCACGCCUUCUUCUCCCACCGCCCCUCCUCCUCACAGCCCUCCUCUUCCCAGCCAUUGCCUUCACUAUCCCAGCCACUGCUGUCCCAACAACCACUGCACUCUCAACCACUCCUUGCCCAGUCCCCCUCCUCCCAGCCCUCUUGUGCUCCCGCCGCCUCUCCACUUGAUUCGGCCUCGCAACGUGCAAGAGGCGUGGAGGGAGGAGAGGAGGAGGAGGAGGGGCGCGAGGAGUUUGGAGGACAGGGAGUGGGGUCGGAUGGUGGGGGAGAGGGGGAGACGUGUGCGGAUUUAGUGGAAACGGCGAGCAGAGAAGAAGAGGAGGGUGGGCAUGCGGAGAAGCAGGGAGCGAGGGAGAGACGGGACGUUGAGGAAGCAGACCAAGUGGUGGCUCCGCAGCAAGGGAGGAUAGGGAGCGCAGCGGCUGUGGCAGGGCCCUGUGUGGAUGGAUCAGGUGCAGCAGGUGCAGAAGGUGUGGCAGCUCCGUGUGUGCAGCUACAGGCGGGACUGGUUGGUAGCAGUGAGCAGGCGGCAGGGGAUAGCUUGGCGGCCACAAGGUGUGUGGGGCAGGACGAGGGCACUGGGGUGGGCUUGUUUCCUCUCUCCUCCCUGCACAUGUUUAUCGCAACUGUCUGCGUGGCCAGCUUGCCAUGUGGUGAGAAGCAGAGGCUGGAAAGCAUCCUCUUGUCCCUCCUCCUCUUCUCCCCACCCCACCCGCUGCUGGUUGCAGCCCUGUCGGCUCUGCUAGCGGACUGCACGUAUGUGGGCAUGGUGGACGACAGGCGCAUGCUGCUGCAGCACUCCACCUCGCUCUAUCUUGUUGACGCUGUCAGCAUCAGCAAGGAGCUGAUGUGGCAGCAGGCGAUUCGCCGCUUUGCGCGCUUCACGUGCAUGACGCUGCACCCGCCCCCACUGCUCGCCGACCUGCUGCUGCUGGCGCUGCAGGAGGAGGAGCGGGCGGGCGGGCGCACAGGGGCUCAUGGGUGCAAGCAGGAGAUGGUGGAGGCGUGGGUGCAGGCGGUGCAAGGCAGGGCGGAGAUGCUAGCAGAGUACUUCGCCCUCACCGUCUCCCCGGACGGCCAUCUGCUCUCGCUGCCCCUGCUGCUCGACCACCACACGCCCGACCUCACGCGCCUGCCAUCUCUCGCGCUCGCUCUUGCCAAUGAGGUGGAGUGGGACGAGGAGAAGGCCUGCUUUGCCUCCCUGGCUGCUGCACUGGCCGACUUCUUUGCUUUCCAUGCGCCGCUGCUGCCCCGCCCCUCCGCCAACCAGCAAAGAAAGGACACGAAUGGCGAGGAAAGGGAGGGAGGUGGGCAGGUGAGGGGAGAGGAGGACGGGGAUGCGAGCAAGGAAUGGAAAGUGCGGGGUUCAGAAGAGGCUGGGGAUGAGGAGAGUGCUCGGGGCGGUAGGGGGGCUGAUGUGGCUGCAUCGACAGCUGCUGUGACUAUAGCAGGCGGGGGUGAAGUGGGAGUGAGCGAGGAAGGUGGGAGUGAGGAGGGGAUGAGUGAGGUGGAGGUGGAGGCGAUGUGGCGGCAAUGGGAGUGGAGCAUUCAGCAUGUGCUGCUGCCCGCACUCAAGUUCUUCCUCAAGCCACCCAAGCGCAUGGCCAGGGAUGGCAGCUUCAUCAAGAUAGCGUCACUUGAGAACCUCUACAAGAUUUUUGAGCGCUGCUGA